Messenger RNA from Penicillium alfredii, 1584 nucleotides. RefSeq names its product adenylate cyclase-binding protein (gene capA). Lineage: Eukaryota; Fungi; Ascomycota; Eurotiomycetes; Eurotiales; Aspergillaceae. Gene Ontology annotation, molecular function: adenylate cyclase binding; actin binding. The record is from RefSeq and is a predicted model, not a curated record. Gene Ontology annotation, cellular component: cytoplasm. The coding region runs from base 1 to 1584 and encodes 527 amino acids. The transcript is spliced from 4 exons. Gene Ontology annotation, biological process: regulation of adenylate cyclase activity; cytoskeleton organization.
AUGGCGAGCAGCGGCCCUAUGCAUAAUUUCACCACCCUCAUCAAGCGGCUCGAGGCCGCGACCUCACGCUUGGAGGAUAUGGCAAUGACCCUGGAUGAGCCCAGUUCCCCGAAGACUGCGGGCGCUCCUGCUUCUGCUACUCCGGCUACCCCCGAACCUCCCAAGCUUGCGCCUCCCCCACCGGCGGCCCCUGCAGCGGCUCCGAUUCCACCACAGAUCCAAGACUUUGAUGCAUUGAUCAAGGGGGAUGUCCAAAACUAUGUGAACUUGGGUGAGAAGAUUGGUGGCCUCGUGGCAGAGCAGUCCAGAGCAGUUCUGCAAGCCUUCCAGGCCGAGCGCACCUACCUUUACGUCUCGACCAAGGCCAAGAAGCCCGAGCCUCAGCCCCCGGAACUCAUGACAGACCUGCACAAGGCAUCGGACAGCCUCAACAACAUUCGAGAAUCCAACCGGGCUUCGCCGCUGUUCAACCACCUGAGCGCAGUGGCAGAGGGUAUCGUUGCUCUCGGUUGGUUCUUUGAAAGCAAGCCCGCAGACUUCGUGGCGGACAUGAUCGGUGGUAUCGAGUACUACGGUAACAAGGUUUUGAAAGAGUACAAGGAGAAGGACCGCACGCACGUCGAGUACAUCCAGGCAUACUACCAGAACUUCAAGGCCCUCGCAGCAUAUCUCAAGAAACACUACCCCAAAGGCUUGACGUGGAACAACGAAUCCGGUGUCGAUGCGCUCGAAGCAUUGAAGCAAGUCAAGGGCGGACCAGCACCGGCUGGCGCUGGUGCCAUGCCUCCUCCUCCACCGCCGCCCCCUGUACCGGCACUAAACGUCCCUAGCGGCGGCGCUCCUCCCCCACCUCCGCCUCCCGGAAUUCCUCCGGCUCCUGCCCCGGCGGCCCCUGGGCCGGACAUGUCGGCCGUCUUUGACCAGCUCAACCAAGGCGAGGCAAUCACCUCUGGUCUGCGCAAGGUUGACAAAUCAGAGAUGACUCACAAGAACCCUAGUCUGCGUGCGGGAUCGACGGCACCAGAAGGUUCCAGCGCUGUCCGCGGCAAGUCGCCUGCGCCGAGCAAGAAGCCCAAGCCUCAGAACAUGCGCGCUCGCAAGCCGCCGCGCAAGGACCUGGAGGGUAACAAGUGGCUUAUUGAGAACUUUGAAAGCCCAGAAGAGAUUAUCGAUAUCUCCGCGCAGCAGAACCAGUCCAUUCUCAUCACACGCUGCAACAAGACCGUCAUCAAGGUUUCCAACAAGGCUAACGCCAUUGCCAUCGACAACUGCAACGGCCUCUCCAUUAUUGUCGACUCCCUUGUCAGCAGUCUCGAUGUCAUCAAGUGCCCCAAGUUUGCUCUGCAGAUCGACGGCACCGUCCCUACUCUGCUUCUGGAUCAGGUCGAUGGCGCCACUGUCUUCCUUGGCCAGCAGAGCCUCGGCACUGAGGUCUUCACUAGCAAAUGCUCAGCUAUUAACAUCAUGCUCCCGCCGAAGGAGGGUACUGAUGAAGACACCAAGGAGUGCCCGCUCCCCGAGCAGAUCAAGAGCUACGUCAAGGACGGUGUGCUGGUGAACGAGAUCGUCGAGCAUGCCGGGUAA